Parathielavia appendiculata is the source of this 721-nucleotide messenger RNA. RefSeq lists its product as uncharacterized. The transcript has 3 exons. Bases 212 to 637 code for a protein of 141 amino acids. The record is from RefSeq and is a predicted model, not a curated record. NCBI's taxonomy places the organism in Eukaryota, Fungi, Ascomycota, Sordariomycetes, Sordariales, Chaetomiaceae.
AUCUUCAACCUCUAGACGCUGGGACUAUCGGCUUCGCUGGGGAGCUCUGCAAAUGAGACUUCCUAUUCCGCCAACCUGAAACAGGAACCGUCUCCUUACCCCCGUUUUCUUCUUCCGGUCUUGGAGGGGCAUAGCCAAGAAGGACCUGGAACGUACGACGACAGGGGUGAUUGUCGAGCCAUCGAAACGCAGCACUACCUAACGUUAAGUGAUGGGAUGUCUGGGAUGCUGGGCCCCCUGUUGUCACCCGGCCGGCUGUUCAAGGGUCUUUAGCUUGGCUGCAAUCGCGGGUGAAGCCAUCCACUCUGCCGAGACAGACUGCGUCGACCUUGUGCCUUCGCGCGAUCAAAGGCCUAUUGGCUUGGAACAAGGCCAUCCUUUUUGUCAUUGUUCCGACCCAGCUGGCGCUGCGUUACACGCUGGGCUGUUUUCUAUUUUUUCUGUUCAUUGGCAUAGAUUGCGUCCGUUCGUUUGCCACGGGUACAUACACCAGCCGCUUCCACCACCUUGGUUCGAAGCUGGGCUCCGUCGUUUGCCCUACUGCGUCGACAGUGCUUCUUCAACUUCUUCAACACUGGCUCCGUCAAUAUCACACCGCCGACUCUCUCGAACCAACCAACUCAUUUUACAGCAUUGAUUCUUGUGCCACAGCCUGGUGGCCAACGAUUCGCCCUUUCAGAAUCCGCAUAUGUUACGUCACUCCGGUGGUGGGCAGGAUCGA